Messenger RNA from Phycomyces blakesleeanus NRRL 1555(-), 395 nucleotides. It is a transcript of the gene QCR9, whose product is annotated as ubiquinol-cytochrome c reductase core subunit 9 QCR9. Bases 20 to 217 code for a protein of 65 amino acids. The record is from RefSeq and is a predicted model, not a curated record. Gene Ontology annotation, biological process: mitochondrial electron transport, ubiquinol to cytochrome c. The transcript has 2 exons. NCBI's taxonomy places the organism in Eukaryota, Fungi, Mucoromycota, Mucoromycetes, Mucorales, Phycomycetaceae.
CACUCUUUGAAUAAUCAUAAUGCCUUCCGCUGCCGCUAACGGUCUUACCCGCACUAUCUACAACACCAUCUUCAAGAAGAACUCUGUCUUCGUCACCUCCAUCUUUGUUGGUGCCAUUGGCUUCGAAAUGGCCUUUGAUACCGUCAGUGACAAGGUCUGGGACAAUGUGAACAAGGGCAAGCAGUGGAAGGAUAUCAAGGACAAGUACGAGCAGUAAAGAAGAGUAGGAAGAUGACUACAACGACGACGACAAAGAAGAAGAAAAAGACAAUUAAAACGGUCAGAAAGACGGACAGACAGUCGCAUCACUCCUCUAUCUAUCUCUCUACAUCUACCUCUCUCGCACUAUCCUUGUAUCGCCAAUAAAAAAAAACGCACCAUUUUUUUGUAGACGC